Messenger RNA from Poecilia latipinna (sailfin molly), 2709 nucleotides. RefSeq names its product GTPase IMAP family member 7. The transcript has 2 exons. Gene Ontology annotation, molecular function: GTP binding. Lineage: Eukaryota; Metazoa; Chordata; Actinopteri; Cyprinodontiformes; Poeciliidae. The coding region runs from base 162 to 1145 and encodes 327 amino acids. The record is from RefSeq and is a predicted model, not a curated record.
CACUUGGUGAGUUCAAGUGGCGGCCGUCAGCGCCUCGCCUCACCUCACAUUUGUUGGCUAAAGUUUCAGUUUCGUUUUUCUCUUCCUCGUAAAAAGCUGAUAUAUUAGGACUGGAUGUUUAAAUCUGCAGCCAUUUUCCAACCCCAGAACUGAUUUCUGCCAUGGCUGCUGUCGGAAACCCUGACGCGGAACAGACCACAGAACCUUUGAGGAUCAUGCUCAUUGGGAAGAGUGGAGUCGGCAAGAGUUGCACUGGGAACAUAAUCCUCAACAAAACUGUCUUCAAAUCCGACAUGAAGCUUAAGAGAGUCACCGUCCACUGUGAAAAGGAGGAGGGGACGAUCGAAGAUACGCCCGUCGAAGUCAUCGACACGCCUGGGCUGUUUGGGAAAGAACGCAACAAGGACGAAAUCAUCCGGGAGAUUCUCAUGCGCGUCACGCUCCACGAGCCGGGCCCUCACGUCUUCGUGUUUGUCGUCCCAGUUGGACAGUUGACACAGGAGGACGAAGACACCCAAAAGCUGAUUGAAGCUAAGUUUGGUCCACGGGUGUGGGACUACACCCUCGUGCUGUUCACGCACGGGGAUCGGCUGGAGGGAAAAACGAUAAACCAGGUCAUUUCCGAGAGCGACGACAACCUCCGCAACUUCAUUCGCAAGUGCAGCGGCUGCUUCCACGUCUUCAACAACAAAAACCGGGAGGACCAGCUGCAGGUGGCGUGCUUUCUGGAGAAGAUCAAGACGCUGGUGGCCCUGAACGGAGGCAGUCACUAUCACGCAAAGCUUUACCCCAAACAGGAAAGCAAGAUCAGAGAAAGACAGGAGAGCAUCCUGGCCGAGAGAAGCAACGCCAUCGACCGCAAGGUGGCAGAAUUCAAGCUCAAGUACAAAGAAGAGGAGCUCAAGAAGAAGCUUAAAGAGUUUUGGAGGAAAGAGGAAGAGAAUGCAAGGAAGGAAGCAGAGAAAGAAAUUUACAUCAGCAAGGUUUCCAACAUCCUCCUGUCCUUAGUGCUGGUGGUUCUGGUGUUGGGCUUUGCUCUGCAGGUUCCUGUUGGAUACCUGAUUGCAGGAGCAGUUAUUUGGACCGGGAUGUUCUUCAAGAUCCCGUUAAGGUUUCUGAACAAAAUACCAUGGUGGAAAAAGUAAAAAUUGUUUUUUUUUUAUCACUGUUUCAUCUAUAAUCUAUCUGUGGAUUAUCCACAUUUUGAGAGAUGAAUGUCAUGAUGUUAAAAAUUACAGGUAUGCUUGUGUGAGUUUUGUUUACAUGUCAUGAUGAUUAUAUCCAUACCCUUUUACACAAUGGUACAUUCGUUAUGUAUAAGAAAGAACUGAGCUUUUCUUGGUACUGCAAGUAGACUCGUAAAACAAUUCAAUAAACUGCAGCAGUGUGGUUUACAAAAUAAAGUCAUUCAUGCUUCUGCUUACUCUGUUAAACUUCCUGCCCUUGUGAGCUCAUUUUACAUGGCAGAGUCCACUGGUUAUCUUAUUCUAAGGCAGUGCUUCUCCAUUCCAAUCCUCGGGGACAACUGAGAACUGGAAUAUGCACUGACCUGGAUAUGUUAGACGUGUCUCUGUUCCAUAACUCCUGAUUCAAAGGAUUACAUUACCUACUCUGCAUCGCAUCAAAUUCUGCAGAAGCCAAUCAACCGCAUAUUCGAGUCAGGUGGGUGAUUAACACCCGUGUUUUAGGUGUCUUACUUGAGAAACUCCUAAAACAUGCAGGGCGGUAGUGGUCCCUGAGGACUGGAUUUGAGAAACACAGUUAUAAGGUGAGGCUGAAAUAUUAGGAAAGAUUUUAGGGGGGGGGGGUGGCACCACAUGGCUCUAUGGUCAGGCAUCAGGUGCCCGACCAUAGAGGCUACAGUCCUUGAUGAAGGUGUGCCAGGUUCAGCUCCCAGCCCAGGGCCAUUUGCUGCAUAUGUCUAUCCAGUUACUAAUGAAUAAAGUCCACAAAAUCCUUGAAAAGCAUUUUUUGGGGGUGUAAAGUUAGUUUCAGUUCUCUGCCACUAGACCUGUAGAGCUAAGAUCCUCUCUGUUCAGAAGCUGUGUCUGGUGCCCUUACACCCCCAACUAAGAGAAACCUCGGGGUGAGCCAUAAGUUUCCAUUCAUAGAAACAAUAAUAAUUUUAUAUUGGACAACUGUUUCUAUGUUUGUGGGGCUCUGUAAAUCGCUGUAUGUCUUGGACCACUUUGUGGUUGAUCUGCAACAGUGAUGCUCGUUCCAUGUUUACUGUUAAAGACCGCUUCCUGAUCCUGCCAUCGGUAUAAUUUCAAUUCUUUGCUCUUUUGUCAAACACAUCUUUUUGGGAAACUGAAAUAUAAAAGAAAUAAACAUUUUACAUUCUCCUAUGUAUGGAAACUUAUGGCCCACUCUGUAUUAUACAUCAUGUAGUCCGUGUGUCUCCAGCACACAUGGGUAAAUAUAGCCUCAUUUAGAACCAACAUCAUACCCAAAGAUAAAAACAUAGGCAGCUGAGGUAGAGGUGGCAGUACCAGUAGAGGUAUCUGCAAGUGGCCCAGGUUUUAAAGAUGCAGUUUAUUUAUUUUUUAUUUAGCCAUAAUUAAAAAAAACCUUAGAGUUCAGGGUUGUACUGUUUUUAUAGCAUGAGUGAGUUGGUUCUCUCCUUGGAAGGGAAUCCCAGAAGAACAAUUUUUAAAAGUUGCAUUGAUGGUUAUUGAUAUUUAGAUGACAGAUCGGCUGAAAACGUUU